This is a messenger RNA of Sabethes cyaneus, 1140 nucleotides long. RefSeq lists its product as uncharacterized. The coding region runs from base 133 to 990 and encodes 285 amino acids. The transcript has 2 exons. The record is from RefSeq and is a predicted model, not a curated record. Lineage: Eukaryota; Metazoa; Arthropoda; Insecta; Diptera; Culicidae.
AUCUCACUGUGAAGAGCUACAAAUAUUUCAAACAAUCUUCGGUACUGUGCAAGUGGAUUGUUGCGGAGAAGUUUUCUCUGGUGCAAUUGGACAUAGAAUAUUGUAUCUAGUAAACGGAAUAAUAACGGAAACAUGACCAGCGGCGAAUGGAAGCGACCAGCUUUGGAGGUUCUUUUGAAGCUCUACCGAGAGCACCCGAUCCUGUAUGAUAUGCGGCAUCCAAAGUACUACAAUAAGACGGAACGGCAGAAAGCUCUAAAUACCAUCAUAGACAUGCUCGAGGAUCUUCGUCCCGGAACGACCAGCAAUGACAUAUUGAGAAAGAUACAGAGUAUGAGAACACAGUUUGGUCAGGAGCUGACUAAAGUAAAGAAACGUCAGAAUAAAGGCUUAACCUAUGUUCCUACUAUCUGGUGGUAUAACUAUUUGUCCUUCCUGCGAAUUCAUAUACGGCCACGUUCGGCCAUUGAAGACGACGCUCGUCAUCAAUCGGAUCCCGAAUAUGAGAACUAUGCUGAUGAUUCUCUCGAAUACGAUGGGGAUUCCGAAGUUAUCUAUGAAAUUCAAAGCGUUUCAAAAGGAAUAAAGGCGGAAGCUAGCGGUAAUGCGAAAGCAGAGAAUGGCAACGAUAAGGAGGAAAUUAUUUACGAGAUCACGGAAGCCAACACAGUGGUACCAAAGCGUAAAAUAGAUUUGAACAAUUCGGACGAACAGAUCCUCAAGCAGGCUCGCACAGAGACAGUAAUCGAAGAGGAACCCAUUCAAUCGAGCAGUGGGGGUGAAGGUAGCGGAAGCCGCAAAACUGAAAUCUGCGAAAUUGCGGUCGACGGGGAUAGGUGCCACAGUCUGGGAAGAUUUGUUAGUUCGCAGAUGGCAUCUAUUAAAGACGAUUACCUAUUUUAUGCCACGCAGAUGGACGUGCUCAAUAUUAUAAACAAAGCGCAACUGAAGCAGCUGCUUUUCGAUAAGGAGGAAAAGAAAUCGGACUAAUAAUGGUGCUUUAGUGUUUUUCCUUGAUUAUGCUAUAAAGUUUUAUCCAACUAUUGCUUAUAAUAUUGUCCACGAUCACUCAGCAGACAGAUAGCAUGUGCAGUGACCAUGUUCAAUCUACGAACAAUUGUAGUUUACAUGUGUUUUAAU